Messenger RNA from Durio zibethinus, 2005 nucleotides. RefSeq names its product protein NEN1-like. Gene Ontology annotation, molecular function: 3'-5' exonuclease activity; nucleic acid binding. NCBI's taxonomy places the organism in Eukaryota, Viridiplantae, Streptophyta, Magnoliopsida, Malvales, Malvaceae. The record is from RefSeq and is a predicted model, not a curated record.
UAAUUUAAAAUAGAGCAAUAUAAAUUCAAGAAUCGUCAAACAUAGAGAAAACCCCUGAAGAAGUAACCGAGGAAAAUCCUUUUGCAAAUGGUUCGUCUAACCUCGGAUUCCCAAAAUCUCAAUCCUUAUUUAUUGAACUUUAAAACAAAGGACUUUGUUUUCUCUUCCAAAAUGGGUCCGACGACGUCCGAUGACAGAUCCGAAAUCUGCUUCUUCGAUUUGGAAACUACCGUCCCUGGGCGACACCGCCAAGGCUUUGCCAUUAUCGAAUUCGGAGCCAUUUUAGUUUGCCCCAAGAGGCUCGUGGAGCUCAAGAGCUACUCCUCCCUUGUCCGACCUGACGACCUCUCCUCCAUUUCCUCUGCCUCCGAACGCGGCAACGGUAUCACCCGUGACGCCAUUGCUGUGGCUCCUUCCUUUUCCGAAAUCGCCGACACAGUUCACGACUUUCUCCAUGGAAGGGUUUGGGCGGGGCAUAAUAUAGUGAGGUUUGAUUGCGUGAGGAUAAGGGAAGCUUUCCAGAAGAUUGGCAGGCCGGCACCGGAGCCUAAGGGAAUUAUUGAUUCACUGGCGUUGUUGACUCAAAGAUUUGGAAGGAGAGCUGGUAACAUGAAGAUGGCCACCCUUGCAAAGUAUUUUGAGAUUGGGAAGCAAACACACAGGAGUUUGGAUGAUGUUCGCAUGAACCUUGAAGUUCUCAAGUACUGUUCAACAGUUUUGUUCCUGGAGUCAAGCCUCCCAGGUAUACUCACAGCAGACAAUGCAGUUUCCCCAAGACCUAUGACAAGAAGUAGUAGUACUAGCAAGUCAUCUCCUGAGCAGCCUAACCCAAACAUGCACACCCUUUCUCCAAGUUUAACGUCUGAAAAUGUUCCAAAUUUAUCUCCAACAGAUCUAGAAAAUGGCGAACACCAUCCUAUAAUCUCUCCUCUAACUUGUCACACCGGAGAGGCAAGUUCAGAUGCAUCUGAUCCAGCUCAACCAGAUCCUUUUGACAUGGGUCUGCUCAGAAAUGAAAUAAAAACCAAGGCCCUUCAAUUAGAUGUCACCGUGGAAGAAAAACCUGAGCUAGAAUCUCCUGAGAGGUCUCCAGCAACAGCUGUUACUGAAGGUUGCAGUGGUUUUGCAGGAUUCCUAGAACCUAAUGAAGUUUCUGUAACUUCUAUCAGUGCAUCUCUGAUCCCAUAUUAUCGUGGCACCCACCAAAUAAAAUUGUUGCAUGAAAAUGUUGCUUUGCAGCUUUUUUGUCCUUGUUUAAGAGUGAGAUUUGGAAUCAAUACAAAGUUUGUUGAUCAGGCUGGCCGGCCACGUUUGAGCUUUGUAGUUGGUGCUCCACCAAGUUUAUGUGGGGUCCUGGAUGCUUGUACUGAUGCUGCAAAAAAAAUUUCUGAGGAUUGUGGAAGCAGUUCUGAGUGGAGGCAUGUUGUGGUCAGGAAUUCUAAAUUCAUCAACUGCCCAACUGUGAGACUGCACAUACCUACUGUAGUCAACGGGAAUAUUGCCCAAUAUGCCACGGAGAUACAUCAGAAAGACUGCUCUGGUACUGUGCAAAAACUUGGAUUCAGCAAAUUUGAUGCUGCAGAGCUUGGUAACUUAUUUAGAAGAGGGAUCUCUGUGGAUGCAUUCUUCAGCUUGGAUACCUAUGAUUAUCAGCAGAGUGCAGGUAUUCGAUUGGUUGCUAAAAAAUUGGUUAUACAUUCUGGUUAGUGUAGAAUUGUAGGAAGGUGAAUUAGUUCAUUUCAGAUUGUUUCCAGAGAUAUGUAAUAGCAUUGUCUAUGUUAAGCCUGAGCCAUAGAUUUGAAUUGAUUUCUCACAUUCAUACCCUUAAGAUGACAAGGAUACUGAUACUUUGUACCAAAAGAAAAAAAAAAAAUUGAUGCUACUGCUGACGAAUGACAAUUUAUGUUAUUGCAAUUUAACUGUAAUGUUACAUGCAGGGUUUACAAAGAUAUAUAGCAGAAAGUACCAAGUAGGAAGUAGAAUAUUUCAAAUCUCAGUAAUUUAU